AGCGGGAUUCAAUCAAAGGACGGGGCAAAACUCCGAACUCGGCGUGCCGUUCUGCAAAGGCGUGGGGAAAUUUGGCUGCAUCGUGAUUUCUGUCUGCUUUUGUUUUUUGCGGACAUUCUCGCAACUUGUUCUUUGCUACGCGAGACGGGUUCGGGCCGGGGGGCCUGUAGAAGGGAAUAACCAAACGCGCGGCCAGUUGUUUUUGGUUGCAGAUAGCUGGCAAUCACACACAAAGAGGAUUUUCGUUGGCACGUUACGAGCUGGACUUUUAACAGUGCCUUUGGGUUUUCAUCUUUUUUAGUCUGGCUGCCUCCCGCACCCGUCCGUUUCGUUUGCUUUUACCUUCCGGCGUCCUACGUGCGUCCGCUGACAGGGACUAGUGAGAACAGCAGUGCUUCCCAUUUGCACUCGGCUAUUGGGUUAUUUCGUUUUUCAAACCGCGUGUUGUUGCUCGCUUGUUGUGGGCAUCUCCUUCCUGGACUACUUGACCCGCCUCGCGAUGAAAGGGCUGAAAAAUCGCGUCUUGUCUAGAAAUAAGACCCCCGAUUCCAGCGGCUCUUCAAACGUUAGCAAGUCAACGGCUUCGAAUAAGGUAGCGGCUGCUCCACAACCCCAGCAGCAGAAACAAGAGAAGGCACAGGCGUCUUCCAAGGACAAGCAAACAAAGGAAAGCUCCCCUAAAUCUUCAUCGAAGAGGGAAGACGCGAAAAUGGAACCUCAACCACAAUUGAUACCGGCAUCAUCAUCCUCUUCAACAUCCGUUGGCGGUCAUAAAAUACUCGAUAAAGAGAUUCCAAAGAGUGGUCCGCUCAAUCGAUUGAAAAACACCCCGAAAGAUGCAGUACCUACCAGCAAGGCACCUCGUCGUCAAAGGUCAUCUCGCUUCCACGUCACAGAACGUGUUGAGCUGGAGAAAUUGGUUUCCUUUAAAGAUGUAGUUGCCUCUGAACGUCAGGAUCUUCUAGUCAAGAAGAUCCAACAGUGUAACGUCAUCUUCGACUUUAGCGACUCAUUGUCCGACCUGAAAGGAAAGGAGAUCAAACGUCAGACUCUGACCGAACUGGUAGAAUACAUCAGUAACAACCGGGGCGUCAUCACGGAACCGAUCUACCCGGAAGUCGUUAAUAUGUUUGCUACCAACCUAUUCCGAACAAUACCUCCUCAAGUAAAUCCCAGUGGUGAUGCCUUUGAUCCCGAGGAAGACGAACCCGUCCUUGAAAUGGCUUGGCCCCACCUGCAAAUUGUGUACGAAUUUUUCUUGCGGUUCAUUGAAUCGCCGGAUUUCAAUACCAACAUUGCGAAGAAGUACAUAGAUCAGCACUUCAUCUUGCAGUUGCUGGAUCUGUUUGACAGCGAAGAUCCACGGGAGCGUGAUUUCCUUAAAACAACGCUGCAUCGCAUCUACGGCAAAUUUCUCAACCUGCGAGCCUUCAUUCGGAGAUCCAUCAACAACGUGUUCUUCCAGUUCAUUUAUGAACAGGAGCGGCACAACGGUAUCGCAGAAUUGUUGGAGAUCCUUGGAAGUAUCAUCAACGGUUUUGCUUUGCCACUGAAAGAAGAGCACAAAGUCUUCCUCACUAGAGUCCUGAUCCCACUGCACAAGGCCAAAUCGUUGACGUUGUAUCAUCCUCAGUUGGCGUACUGUGUGGUGCAAUUUCUCGAAAAGGAUCCCGCGUUGACUGAGGAGGUGGUGUGCGGACUGCUCCGGUAUUGGCCCAAAGUGAACAGCCCAAAGGAAGUCAUGUUUCUGAACGAGAUUGAGGAAAUAUUGGACGUGAUUGAACCACAAGAGUUUGUAAAGAUUCAAGUUCCAUUGUUCCAGCAAAUCUCUCGAUGCGUUUCUAGCCCACAUUUCCAGGUGGCAGAGCGAGCUUUGUAUUAUUGGAACAACGACUAUAUUAUCAACUUGAUUGGUGACAAUGCCAGCGUCAUACUUCCCAUCAUGUUUUCCUCCCUGUAUCGAAAUUCAAAAACACACUGGAACAGGACCAUUCAUGGCCUAGUUUACAAUGCCUUAAAGCUUUUCAUGGAGAUCAGCCCAAAGCUGUUUGACGAAUGCACAAACAAAUACAAACAAAAUCGCCAGCUUGAGCGGAAGAAGCAAAAGGACCGGGAAGAAAUAUGGCAGAAACUUGAACAGCUGGCGACACAGAAUGCAGGAAAAUUGCCAUCCGCCCAGGCUGCACGUUUACCGGUAUCCAUUCCAAGUGUUACGGCGGUCAUUCCAUUAGCCGUACCUCUGACAGCUGAUCCGCUGGAAGAAACUCCAACAAAGCCAGAGCCACCAGAGGAUGAUGUGCUGAACAAGGAGUUGCAACAAUUUGAAGACAGACCGACUCCACAACGCUUCAGGCGAAAGUCGGUGUUACCCGUCGAUGAAACUGUGCUCUCUGAGCUCUCACGCCAUAAAUCUCUGGAAGAGCUUACGACACAGAAAGCCAAGAGCAAUGCAGAUACCAGUAAUGAUUAAAGGACAAUGCAAAUGUUUUUUAAAUGUGUGGAGAAGAGUGGUUUUUGGGUGAUUUCGUUUGGGGACGAUGAACGCUAUGGCCUGUUACGUAAUAUACAAAUCAACAAAAUAGUAUCAUCUUUCCAGACAGUCAUAGAGCGAUUUUUGCAUGUCAUGUCAAUAAAUUGCAAAAACUAAAAAAAGC
This is a messenger RNA of Spizellomyces punctatus DAOM BR117, 2654 nucleotides long. RefSeq names its product protein phosphatase 2A regulatory subunit RTS1. The coding region runs from base 500 to 2470 and encodes 656 amino acids. The record is from RefSeq and is a predicted model, not a curated record. Gene Ontology annotation, cellular component: protein phosphatase type 2A complex. Gene Ontology annotation, biological process: signal transduction. Lineage: Eukaryota; Fungi; Chytridiomycota; Chytridiomycetes; Spizellomycetales; Spizellomycetaceae. Gene Ontology annotation, molecular function: protein phosphatase regulator activity. The transcript is spliced from 14 exons.